Messenger RNA from Brassica napus (rape), 1344 nucleotides. RefSeq names its product probable F-box protein At3g56670. Lineage: Eukaryota; Viridiplantae; Streptophyta; Magnoliopsida; Brassicales; Brassicaceae. Gene Ontology annotation, molecular function: protein binding. The transcript has a single exon. The record is from RefSeq and is a predicted model, not a curated record. Bases 35 to 1186 code for a protein of 383 amino acids.
UAGGGUUUCACAAAACAAAGUAAAAUAGAGGUUGAUGAAGAGAGGACGGAAAGAGAAGAGCCAUGAUACCUCAACAUCGUCGACACGACUUCGUCAGGGCGGAGAUAUCAAUCUCCCUCUCGAUCUAAUGGUGGAGAUACUAAAAAAAUUACCGGCGAAGUCUCUAAUACGGUUCCGAUGCGUGUCGAAGUUAUGGUCAUCAAUUAUCAGCAGAAGUAGAGACUUCAUAGACUCAAUGGUGACUCGGUCUUUGACUGAACCUCCACGUGAUGCACACAUCAUCGACGACUUCGCAGCAGGCAACUAUAAGAAAUGUUACUUAGCCUUUUCAUCUAGUACUUUCCCUCGAAAUACUAAUGAAGUAUCGGUACUAUUAAUGCCUGAAAGGAUGGAGCAGUAUAUUCGUGGCUUAAUUUUAUGUUGGUCAAUUUCUCGUAAUAAGGCAGCUAUAUAUAACCCUACCACAAGGCAGUGCUUUAACUUACCGGAUACGAAAAUCAAAGGCAUUGGAUCUUGCUUCUUCGGAUACGACCCUCUCGGGAAUCAAUACAAAGCAUUGUACAUACCGUUAAACUAUAUGGAGCAUGUUUGUCAAGUGUUUACACUAGGAGAUCCCACGGCUACGCAGUGGAGAUCAAUCCAAGGCGUUAAAUCGCACUUUCCAAUGGCAAGUGUUGUUUGCAUCAACGGAGUUAUCUAUUACCGAGCAAUUAAUGCAGAUGCUACUUCUGAGUAUAAGUUGAUGAGUUUUGAUGUUAGGUGGGAGAAAUUUUAUCAUGUCGAGGCUCCAAAAACAUUUAUGGAUCACCCUUCGAUUCUGAUAAACUACCAAGGGAAGUUAGGAUUCGUAUGCUGCGAGGAAGGCAUAGAAAUUUGGGUGAUGGAGAAUGCUAACAAGGAAACCACACAAGGGUGGUCUAUGAUUUUCUUUUACGAGAUGGAGGGUUUUAAAAGAUGGCGCAUCUUGGGUGCUACUCGUGGUAGUGAGAUCGUUUUUGUCCAGCCAGGGUACCUCUCUAGUGACAAGUUAUGGGUCUUAUAUUAUGAUCCAAAGCAAAACAGUAUGAGAUAUGUUGACCUCAAAGGUACUUAUCCCGAGGAAAAAAGGGGUUACACGUCUACUAUUAUCUGGAGUGCUUUGGAUUAUGUCGACAACACAAUGUGUUUGUAUCAGGCUAUUAGUUAAGAAAUUUUCGAUGUGAGCUUGUGGUUUUUCUUCAUCUUUAGGAUAAAGAUACAAUAUAUAACCUAUAAAGAAGAUUUUGUUGUGGUUUUCAUAUGAUACUAGGUGAUACUAUUGAUCAAAAGAGAUUAUAAUUUUAAAAUUAUAUUGUUUAAUUUACU